Messenger RNA from Bacillus rossius redtenbacheri, 1366 nucleotides. RefSeq names its product sushi, von Willebrand factor type A, EGF and pentraxin domain-containing protein 1-like. The coding region runs from base 5 to 1150 and encodes 381 amino acids. Gene Ontology annotation, molecular function: chitin binding. The record is from RefSeq and is a predicted model, not a curated record. The transcript has 8 exons. Gene Ontology annotation, cellular component: extracellular region. Lineage: Eukaryota; Metazoa; Arthropoda; Insecta; Phasmatodea; Bacillidae.
UCCCAUGCACGUGUGUGUGUGUAUGUAUGUAUAUAUACUACCUUCUCCGCACACUCUGCCAUAUUCCGAAUAUUUGUUUCCAGUACCGCACGUCAAAAUGCAAGGAGCCCUGCUGGUGACGGCCGCAUGUCUGCUGGGGGUCGGGUCCGCCCUGACGCCGGCCUGCCCACUGUGGAACCCGGCAAACUACACGGUGCAUCUGCCACACCAGGCGGACUGCGGCCUGUUCUACAGCUGCAGCUGGGGCCGACCGGUGCUGAUGCACUGCCCCGCUGGGCUGCACUUCAACCCGGCGCUGCAGGUGUGCGACUGGCCGUGGAGAGCCGCCUGCCAGGGAGACUGCCCAAAGCUACCGGACCUGGAAGGGGGGUCGUGGUCCCCAGCGUCGUGCAUCGGCAAGCUGAGCACGCAGGGGGACAGUUGCAGCCUCAAGUGCACCGCCGGCUACGAGCUGAUUGGCAGCGCCUCCGUCAGCUGCAUCGACGGCAGCUGGAGCGGCUCUGCCGGCGUGGGUCAUGUGCCCUCCUGCAAGACCCCUGAAGACUUUGGCGCAGAGUUCGUGGACAAGAUCAACCGGACGCUGAACGGCGUCAACGCGAGCCUGCUGUUCGUCCUGGACGAGUCGGGCAGCGUCUCGCUCAGCCAGUUCGACAUGGAGAAGACCUUCGUCAAGGCCAUCGUCAACGCGUUCCCGUUGUCGGGGAGCCGCUCUGCCGGGGUGGUCACCUUCAGCGACACGGCGGCCGUCGACGUGCGCGCGGACCAGAACUCGACCUGCGACUUCCUGGCGGCGGUGGAAGGCAUCCGCUACACCGGCGGCGGCACGGACAUCAAGCUGGCCCUGGAGACCGCCGGCACGGAGCUGAGAGCCAGGCGCGCGCACAGCCGGGUGCUCGUGUUCCUGCUGACGGACGGCGUGAGCUCCACCGACCCAGCGGCCGCCGCCGACGCGCUCAAGGGCGACAACGGCACGGUGUUCGCCAUCGGCGUGGGCGGCUACGUGCGUGAGCAGCUGGAGCCGCUGUCGUCCAGUUACGUCGACGGCUCGCGGCUCUUCUUCGGCGUGUCCAGCUUCGCCGUGUUCGAUGUCGUCGCCAAGUACCUCGAAGCAGCAUAUAACAACUCUACGAGCCAAUGUGCAACCAUUUGAAGCGUUGGCUAUCAUGUAGUUCAAGGAUCGUACAACGUGAUUUGACACACCACUUACAAGCCCUGACGAUCAACUACGAAAAUGCUUUUACGAAUCAGUUGAUGGGAAUAUCUUUCUAGAUUUGUUGCCUGUCGCUGUUUUGAACUGUAGUACUGUAGAAACACUGAAGUGUAAACACUAUUUACUCAAGUCUGAAUAAAAGUACAGUGGUUCAGA